Messenger RNA from Polychytrium aggregatum, 1173 nucleotides. RefSeq lists its product as uncharacterized. Bases 292 to 1173 code for a protein of 293 amino acids. The transcript is spliced from 4 exons. Lineage: Eukaryota; Fungi; Chytridiomycota; Chytridiomycetes; Polychytriales. The record is from RefSeq and is a predicted model, not a curated record.
UCCUGCCUUCCUGCCGUCUAUAAAGCCCCCGCGCUUCCGGCGCCUGCCCCUCGCUGCUCCCCAUCUUUGCCCACCAGACCUCCAAGCUCCGAGCCCACCUGCUCCCUGCCUGGAUCUCUUCUGCCAGUCGCUGCGUCAUUCAGCCCAGUCGCUGCGUCAUUCGGUCCAGUCCCGUUCCAAGCCUUACCUUUGUCGCUCAAGCCUUCCUGUCGCCAAGACCCCGUCCUCCGUGACCCCCCCCUCCAUCGUCGUUCUCACCGUCCCGUGUCUCUGCAAAUCUCCUCGCCAACAAUGUCCUUUGGUCUCGAUCUCGAUUGGUGCGCCUGCGGCAAGCACACCCAGGAGGGCCAGCUCUACUGCUCCCUGGCCUGCCGCGACCGCGAGUGGGCCUGCGCUUCGAGCUCGCCCGUCGUUCCCAGCGUCACCCUGUCGCCGUCCUUCCGCUCCCAGCAAUUCUAUGGCAAGCCCUCGCAUGAGUUUUCGCUCGGUGCCCCCGCCCACUCGUUGUCUGUGUCGCCGACCCUCAGCUGGUCACCGUCAAGCUACAUGGCCUCGAGCACCUCGCCUCAUCCGUCUGCAGACCCCAAGCCCGCACUGCCUGGUAUCCCCGAGACUCCUCAAGCCCGUCUCGGUCACAAGUCACUCUGUCCCAUUGAGCGCCUCAUUGCUCCCUCCCUUCCGCUGUCCUCCCACAAGCACCCCAUCCUCGUCGAUAUGAGUCACGAUUUCGGUCUUGAUCUGGACUGGUGCCAUUGCGGGAAAAAGACCUUCCAGGGAAGCCUGUAUUGCUCAGCCCGAUGUCGCGAUCUGGACCAUAACGACGCUCUCUCGCAGUCGCUCGUCUUCCAGCCCAUCAGCCCCAGCUCACCCAUCGUCGCCUCGGGAUCGUCCUUCUCCGUCUCGCUCAAGCCCACCACCCGCCCCAACCGCAGUGCUUCCGGUUCCUCCGUCGGCUCGGUCUACUCGACCAACUCAAUGCACUCUGAGCCCCAGCGCCAUCUGCUGGCCUUUGGCUCCGAGUCCUACUCAAGUCGAUCGAGUCCGGGCCACCCGCUGCGAUCCACCUUUGAUCCGAGUCCGGUUGACUAUACCCUCGCCGAUUACAGCCAAUACCGCAAGCGAUCGCACAGCUCGAAUCUGGGCAACUUUUCCCGCAACUACGCCCUGCUUUGA